Molecule: messenger RNA, 1445 nt
Organism: Scatophagus argus
Lineage: Eukaryota; Metazoa; Chordata; Actinopteri; Scatophagidae
Gene: cimip5
Product: chromosome 15 C2orf50 homolog
Exons: 3
Coding region: 152-613 (153 amino acids)
Source: RefSeq, a predicted model, not a curated record
UUCCAUGGAAACGUAAACAAAACUACUGGCAGUGAUUUUUCUCCACACACUCGGCUCACUUGCGCAUAAACCACGAUUUGCUUGCUGUAAUAAACCAGUACUCAACUUUACUGGUUAUUUAGAUGCAUUUCACAUUCAUCUGGCUCUCAGAAUGGAUCUGAACAGUGUUCGGCGUGCGUCUUCUGCAGGCUACCGGCUACCACAACGAAACAAAGGGACCAGGCCGGUAACAACCGAGCCACAGGCCGAGAAGACGCGCCGCGCGAAACGGGACGCGGCGUCCGCGGAACUCAAUCCAGACGGUGGUGAUACCGUGAAGCAAGACCAAGCGUGGAAAGAGUUAGUCUGGAGUGAGAAGAGAGGAUUGCGGGAAUGGGAGAAGAAUUGGGGCUUUCUCAGGAACUAUGACCAGAUGGGACAGCUGAAACCAGAAGAGCCUUUACCCAGCUACACGUCUCUCUUCUCUGAUCGCGUCCCCAACACCAGCAACCAGAUGUUCGGUAGCAGACUGUCCAGUCCGCUGGGGAGUGAACUGGUCAGACUGGACAGGCUGAUACUCUGGUCUGGAAGCCAUCACAAGCGCAAACAGGAUCCAGAGAUGCUGCCCUGCUAGACAGCUUUGGAGACAAGUCACUUCAUAUCUGGACUCCUGCACAUCAGGUCUUUUUUUUUCUUUUUUUAACCUGGACUCUACAAUGCUGGAACUGUUAUGUGGAGUUAACAUGAAAUACUGGAGCUCUUGCCAUAGCUCAGCCUGAGUCAGUCAUUUGGGUUUGGUGAUGUGUAUUUUCUUUUUUCUUUUCCCACUUUAAUGGGUAAAUAUUAAGUAAAACAUAGACAUAUGCUUAGAAGCCAUAUCAGGGAGGAUGUCAGGCGUAAUAAGAUGUCCUAUAUCUGCUUUGGUCUGAAUUUAUGUUUAUUUAUAGGUUUAGGUAUUUUCUAUGCAAGGAGUACAAAACUACUAAGACUAAAGGCAUGUGAUCACCAGGUGAGAGGGGAAGACCAGCAGAUCAGGUUCACGUCAUUCGAGCUCUGUCAGGUAUUUAAUCAGAUACUGGAUAAUCUAACAGGAUCAAAUUUGGAUGAGCGAAAAGUUAGAUCACCUCUACACUUCACUUAGGUUUCUCAGGACCUCUAAGCCAUUGUUCCAUGGUUGAGCCAUAGAACUGUAUUUAUUUUAUUUGUGUGAUUUACAUGAUGAUGUAGCUUAUACCCAUGUGCACUUUAUGUUAACAUGAGCAUAUAUCAGGUUUUUGUACUGUGCACUCUGUAUAUUGUUAAGUUGUUCUAAAACACUGCCCCCUUCGUGUAAAUUUAAAUAAAAAUGCUGGUCUCCAAUGAAUUUGUAAAACCUAUCCUCACAUUUGGGUGUAAUCUAGAUGUUGUCAAAUUGUAAUCAAAAUCAAUGUCACAUUGGAAUAAAAAAAUUGCAUUUUAAAGUCUUA